Drosophila miranda is the source of this 816-nucleotide messenger RNA. Its product is annotated as proteasome subunit beta type-6-like. Gene Ontology annotation, molecular function: threonine-type endopeptidase activity. Gene Ontology annotation, cellular component: proteasome core complex. Bases 135 to 773 code for a protein of 212 amino acids. Lineage: Eukaryota; Metazoa; Arthropoda; Insecta; Diptera; Drosophilidae. The transcript has 2 exons. The record is from RefSeq and is a predicted model, not a curated record.
UCCCGCACCACCGCUGGGUGCCAUGUGGCCAAUCUAACCCGGACAAAGUGGCUCGGAUCACGGACAACGUCUACUGCUGCCGCAGUGGCUCUGCGGCGGACACCCAGGAGCUCUCUGAGGUGGUCUCGAAUUUGAUGUGGCAUUGCGAGAUGCACACGGGUGAGCAGACCCUUGUCCGCGACGGGGCCGCGGAGUUCCGGGACAAGUGCUACGACGGUCGCAAAUACCUGUAUGCCGGCAUCAUUGUGGGUGGCUGGGACGAUCUGCACGGGGCCCAGGUGUACAAUAUUUCGCUGGGCGGCAUGAUGAUGCGCGAACAGUUGAGCUAUGGCGGAUCUGGUUCCAUAUACAUUAGUGGCAUGCUCCGGGACGGCUACCGUCCGAACAUGGAGAAAGAGGAGUUGGUGCUGCGUUUCAGGUCGGCCCUCAAACAGGCCAUCCAUCACGAUUCCUUCUCCGGGGGAGUAUCGCGCAUCGCGAUCAUCAACAAGGAAGGCAUCGAGCGACGGGUGUACUACAACACCAGCACUGGCAAGGCUCAGGCCACAGGCACUGAUGUCCUCUUGGGCUGUGGCGAGACCAAGAAGCCGCGCUCCAACAAAGUUAAUCGUACAAAUGUGUCAGUUCGCUCAUGGGAAAUUUCAAUAGCGAAUAUGUUACAGUGGAAAAAGAGAACAGGUGAACUGCUUGAAAUAAACGUAUCUUGUUCAUGUGUGCUUUUGCUGCGAUGCCAUACAUUUAUAGUCCAUAACGCCAUAAUUAAGCAAUUUUGAGAGAAAUUUUGUUAUCAGAGUUCAGAAGCCAAUUAAUUUUUAA